AUGGUUGCUCUUAAUUUGCCCGCUGACGUUUUGGCUACUGCCGAUGGUACCCGUAAGCUCUUCAACAAGUGGUCUUACGAUGAUGUUGAGGUCAAGGAUAUCUCUCUCCAAGAUUAUAUCCAAAUCCGUCAACAAGUUUACUUGCCUCACACUGCCGGUCGUUUCGCUGUCAAGCGUUUCCGUAAGGCUCAAUGUCCUAUCGUUGAACGUUUGACCAACGCUCUCAUGAUGACUGGUCGCAACAACGGUAAGAAGCUCAUGGCUGCCCGUAUCGUUCAACAUGCCUUCGAAAUCGUUCACUUGUUGACUGAUGCCAACCCUCUUCAAAUCCUCGUUGAUGCCAUCAUCAACUGUGGUCCCCGUGAAGACUCCACCCGUAUCGGUUCUCAAGGUACUGUCCGUCGUCAAGCUGUCGAUGUCUCUCCUCUCCGUCGUGUCAACCAAGCCAUCUCUUUGUUGACUGUCGGUACCAGAGAGUCUGCUUUCCGUAACGUCAAGACCGUUGCUGAAUGUCUCGCUGAUGAAUUGAUCAACGCUGCCAAGGGUUCUGCUAACUCUUAUGCCAUCAAGAAGAAGGACGAACUCGAGCGUGUUGCCAAGUCCAACCGUUAA
Messenger RNA from Mucor velutinosus, 612 nucleotides. Its product is annotated as R3H domain-containing protein. The transcript is spliced from 3 exons. NCBI's taxonomy places the organism in Eukaryota, Fungi, Mucoromycota, Mucoromycetes, Mucorales, Mucoraceae. Gene Ontology annotation, biological process: translation; ribosomal small subunit assembly. Bases 1 to 612 code for a protein of 203 amino acids. Gene Ontology annotation, molecular function: structural constituent of ribosome; mRNA binding; rRNA binding. Gene Ontology annotation, cellular component: cytosolic small ribosomal subunit; ribosome. The record is from RefSeq and is a predicted model, not a curated record.